Punica granatum (pomegranate) is the source of this 1464-nucleotide messenger RNA. The record is from RefSeq and is a predicted model, not a curated record. Lineage: Eukaryota; Viridiplantae; Streptophyta; Magnoliopsida; Myrtales; Lythraceae.
GCGCAUAUACAAACUCAUAUAUAAUAUAUCAAUCAAUUAUAGAAAGAGAUCAGAGAGAGAGAGAGAGGGAGAGAUGGAAGUAAUGAAAGUGCUUCACAUGAAUGGUGGAGUUGGGGAAACAAGCUAUGCUAGCAACUCUCUGGUUCAGAGAAAGGUGAUAUCGAUGACGAGACCCAUCAUGGAGGAAGCCAUAACCGCCCUGUACUUAAGCAUCUUGCCGCGUCCAACAACCCUAGCGAUAGUGGACCUUGGUUGCUCCUCAGGCCCGAACACGCUCUACGUAGUCUCUGAGGUGAUCAGAGCUGUGGAGAAUAUCCGCAGGGAGAUGGGGCACAACGAGCCUCCUGAGUACCAGGUCUUCUUGAAUGACCUUCCCGGAAACGACUUCAAUGCCAUAUUCAGGGCGCUGCCAAGGUCCACGGAGAAGCAGGGCCAGUGUUUCUUCACCGGGGUCCCAGGAUCUUUCUAUGACAGGCUCUUCCCUAGCAAGAGUUUACAUUUCGUUCACUCUUCGUACAGUCUCCAGUGGCUAUCUCAGGUUCCUGAGGGACUAGAGGGUAACAAAGGGAACAUAUACAUGGCGAGCAGUAGCCCUCGGAGUGUGAUCGAUGCUUAUUACCAGCAGUUUCAGGACGACUUCUCGUUGUUCCUAAAGCAUCGUGCACAGGAGCUGGUGUCAGGCGGGCACAUGGUCUUAACGAUCUUGGGCAGAAGAAGCGAGGAUCCAUCGAGCUCAGAAUGUUGCUGCAUUUGGGAGCUCUUGGCAAUGGCUCUCAAUGAGAAGGUUUCCGAGGGACUGAUAGAAGAGGAGAAGAUGAACAGCUUCAACAUCCCGCAAUACACGCCCUCCCAGUUGGAAGUGAAGGCAGAAGUUUUGAAAGAAGGGUCUUUCUCCAUCAACCGUCUGGAGGUCUCGGAAGUGAAUUGGAGCGUCAACAAGAAGACGACCGAGUACAAUGGUCACCAGAGCAGGAACGGGAAUCUCCAUGGCGAAGGAUACAGCGUGGCAAUGUGCAUGAGAGCUGUUGCUGAGCCCAUGCUGAUCAGCCACUUUGGGGAAGGAAUCAUAGAGGACGUGUUCCGGCGCUACAGGAUGCUGAUUGAGGACCGCAUGGCGAAGGAGAAAACCGAGUUCAUCAAUGUCACACUCUCUCUCACCAGAAAUCCAGCAUGAGACAACAAGAAGAGAAAAGAAGAAUGCGGCUCCCUAUAUGUGGCUGCUUUUUAAUUACUGCAGUAAUCUCAUGGUGCAGAAGUAUUUAAUUAUUUCCUUCCUAUAUGUGGUUGCUUUUUAAGUUGUUGGCUAUCAUGGCGAAUGCCAUGUUAAAACAAGCUUGUAUUGCUGCUUUGAUGCCCGGAUUUCGUAUCUGUGGCUGCUUUGUUAUGGGAUGUGAUUGGUGUGAUCGAUCAUAUAGUUGUGCUCGUUUCAUCUAAUGCCGUAAUGAAGGUUUCAGUUCAAAUUCA